Molecule: messenger RNA, 1110 nt
Organism: Penicillium pulvis
Lineage: Eukaryota; Fungi; Ascomycota; Eurotiomycetes; Eurotiales; Aspergillaceae
Exons: 2
Coding region: 1-1110 (369 amino acids)
Source: RefSeq, a predicted model, not a curated record
AUGUUAGGAUCAGCACUUCUCUUGUUGGCCUCUGUUGGCACUGGACUUGCCCAGUCCGCCCUCACCUUGGACGAUCUCUAUCUUGAGAAUGCUCCAACUUCUCCGCGUCCCUACGUCAUUCCGCACUACGCAAACUCCCAUGCUGUCACCAUUGGCACCCAGCUGUACCGGUUCACCGUGACUGGUCCGUCGUCGGAUUAUGCCUUCACCUUGAUGAGCACCAAUUCUCCCUCUAGUUCAGCUCUGGGUGUUCUCCCGCACAUCCACGAGAAGCACUACGAGAACUUCUUCUCCUUCAAGGGCCGCUUCCAGCUCUGGGCUCAGAAGGAUGACGAUGAGCAACAGGCCCGUCUCCUAACCCAAGGAGACUACGGCUCCGUCCCCCGAAACACAACCCACACCUUCCAGAUCCUCGACCCUGACACCGAGAUGGUCGGCGUUAUUGUCCCCGGUGGAUUCGAGGAUCUCUUCUACUACCUCGGCACAAACUACACCUCCGGAACAGACACACCCUACGUUCCCCAGAGCUCGAACUCAAGCUCCUCGAGCUCUACCCCCUCGGCCAGCGUUAUGGCCACCCUUAAGACUUUCGACGUCUACGCCCAAACCGACUUCGAGCCUCGCUAUGAUCUUGUAAAUGGCACUGCCCCAACUGACAGCACAUGGCACACCGGAUCCAAUGAGCUCGGCACCCCAGGUGACCCGUACUUCCUUGCAAAUGGAUACGGACCUAAGUACCUCAGCUCUAAGUACGGGUACCAGGUUAUCCAGCCCCUUGUUACAUCCAAGCAAGCCCAGGAUACGAACUACACCCUGUCCACUAUCUCGCUUAGUCGGCAAACAAAGAACAGCCCGCCGAGCUAUACCCUUUCGGGCGCUGCGGCAUUUGAGGUGCUUGAGGGUGUUCUUUCUAUUACUAUUGGUGACUACCCGCUUGCUACAUUGAACAUGGGUGAUGUUGCUUUCAUACCCGCUGGAACUGAGUUCACUUAUUACAGCACUGUUGCCUUUACUAAGGUGCUGUAUGUUAGCAGUGGCCAUGAUGGUGUGGAUGCGCAGCUUAUCCAGGGAGGUAAGAGCUGGGACUUCGUUACUUUCCCUAAGUACUAG